Penicillium angulare is the source of this 627-nucleotide messenger RNA. Its product is annotated as cysteine hydrolase family protein. The record is from RefSeq and is a predicted model, not a curated record. Lineage: Eukaryota; Fungi; Ascomycota; Eurotiomycetes; Eurotiales; Aspergillaceae. The transcript is spliced from 2 exons. Bases 1 to 627 code for a protein of 208 amino acids.
AUGGGCUCCUCGAACGACACCCCAAACUUCGGAAAACGCUUUGCAGUCCUAAAUUUAGAUUGGAUGCACAUUCUUACAAAUGCUAUCCAGGGUACAGAUGAGGGAAAGAAAUAUAUUCAUAGUUGUUCCCGAUGGAAUGAUGCAGUCCAUCAACUUGAUCCGCGGCCAUUGACUGUUUUCUCGACCCUUGCAUUUACGCGUGGGCAGCCGGAAGUAGAGGCCAACAAACCAUUCGCUCGUCUUAUUUUCCCGUUCGGAUCAUUCGAAGCAGGAUCGAAAGAUACGCAGAUCGACUCCCGGUUCUUGGUAGAUGACAAGGACAUCGUUCUUCAGAAGACUAGAUGGUCAGCGACCACCGGAAGUUCGCUUGAGCAGAUUCUGAAAGCCCAAGGGAUCGAUACUGUUGUGAUUUCUGGAUUGAGCCUUUCGGGUGCUGUUAUGAGUACGAUUUAUCGACUUUUUGAUUUGGAUUACAACAUUUUUGUCAUCUCGGAUAAUGUAGUCGAGUUACCCGUGGACCAGACUGAGGUCUUCUCGAAGGUCCUGUGUGGCACUUUACUUCCAAAAAUGAAUUUAAGCGUCGUAUCUUUGGAGCAAGCUUUGACGGCACUGAUAAAGAGCCGGUAA